Cucurbita pepo subsp. pepo (vegetable marrow) is the source of this 1714-nucleotide messenger RNA. RefSeq lists its product as uncharacterized. Gene Ontology annotation, cellular component: nucleus. The record is from RefSeq and is a predicted model, not a curated record. NCBI's taxonomy places the organism in Eukaryota, Viridiplantae, Streptophyta, Magnoliopsida, Cucurbitales, Cucurbitaceae. Gene Ontology annotation, molecular function: protein binding.
UCGAAACUCGAAGCGACGGCUUAAAUGGAAAACUGAAAUUCGAAACUCGAAGCUCUACGUCAAUGGAGGCGACGGGUGCCGACAUAUCCAGGCGUCAAAAUGUCGAGAUUUUCAAUCUCUUCGUGAGGCUGUUAGAUGGGAAAACCCUAGCUUUGAAAUUUAAUUCCCCUUCUGUAUACGGCCAUGCCCUCAAGCACAGUCUCUACCAGAGCACUGGAAUUCCCCCAAAUCACCAGCGUCUUGUCACCGGAGUCCGUCCGAUCGAGGAUGAUUCGGUUGUAUCAUGUUCCGGUGAGCCUUCGGGAAAAUUUCCGACUAUUCAUCUUCUGCUUCGACUCGUGGGAGGCAAGGGAGGGUUCGGAUCGUUGCUGCGUGGGGCGGCGACGAAAGCAGGGCAGAAGAAGACAAAUAAUUUCGAUGCGUGUAGGGAUAUGAGAGGGAGAAGGUUGAGGCAUGUGAAUGCUGAGAAGCGAUUGGAGGAGUGGAAGGCGGAGGAGGAGGAGAGGAGGUUGGAGACGGUGGCUGAGGAGUUUCUGAAGAAGAAAGGGAAGGUCGGGAAGAAGGGGGUGGGUGAUUCCGCGGCGCAAAAGUACGUAGAGAAGUAUCGGGAGGAAUCUGCUCGUUGUGUGGCUGAGGUUGUGGAAUCCGUGAGAGAUGCGGUGAUGAAGGGCAAAAGGAAGGGUGGUUUGAUGGCCAAUGGUGGGGAUGCCAAAAAGCUGAAGAUCUGGAUGGGGAAGAGGAAAAUGGGUGAAAGUGACAGUGAUGAUUCGGACGAGGAUGACACUGAAAAUGAAGGGGAAAGCGAGAAAUCUGUCGUCUUGAACGUUGGUUGUCAAUCCGAUUUAAAUAAGGACACUGAAGGGAGCUCAGACUCUGUUAACUUCGGUAAACGUGGGGUUUGUUCUGGUGGAUCCUCAUGUGAAAGUGGUUCCGAGGAAGAAAAGGACUUGGCAAUGCAGGAAACCCUGGAAUUAGUUGGAAGCUCUACUGAGAAAGCUUUUCAUGAACAGGUUGAUGUGGUUGAAAUGAAUUAUCAGAAUACUCGGGGCACAAUCGUAUCUUGUUCAGAGGCUGUUGCUGUUUCUGCCCAUCAAGAAGACGAGGUUGUUAAACAGGAUGCUCACGAGGUUGAAAUCGCCAACUUGGAAAAUGUAGCUGCUAUUCCUCAACAUAUUUCACAUCCAAAUGGUCAAAUUAUUGAAGAUUUGUCCACGCUUCCUGAACCAAAUGGCUCUCCAGUGUCUAAGUUGAGCGACCAUGAGGAAACAAAUGCAACUACAAGCAGUUCAGAAACACCUCUGAAUUUUGGUGACUUUAAUUCUGCUGCUGAAAUGGAGGUUGUUGGUUUGGAAAGGCUGAAGGCAGAACUGCAAGCACGUGGGUUAAAGUGUGGAGGUACUUUGCAAGAGAGGGCAGCCAGGCUUUUCUUGCUCAAAUCUACCCCUCUGGACAAGCUUCCAAAGAAGCUCCUCGCCAGAAAGUGACAACUUUUUACUAUUCUCAACGAGCUUCUCUGCCUUAAGAUGUUGCGAUAUUAGGGUGACAUCUUAAUGCAUUUUCUUUUCAAUCUUUUACCAGUACAGAAAACAAUUUUGAUAGUUAUAAUAAGCUAAAAUGGCCUUUUUUGUUUUUUGUAUUGGAGUUAUUAAUGGGAAAUUUGUAAAUAUUUGUAUACAACUUUUAUUUAUGCUAAAGAUCAAAUUGUAAAUAUUAA